This is a messenger RNA of Encephalitozoon intestinalis ATCC 50506, 471 nucleotides long. RefSeq names its product transcription initiation factor TFIIA-like protein. The transcript has a single exon. The record is from RefSeq and is a predicted model, not a curated record. The coding region runs from base 1 to 471 and encodes 156 amino acids. Gene Ontology annotation, cellular component: transcription factor TFIIA complex. NCBI's taxonomy places the organism in Eukaryota, Fungi, Microsporidia, Unikaryonidae. Gene Ontology annotation, biological process: transcription by RNA polymerase II; transcription initiation at RNA polymerase II promoter.
AUGUUAAAGAUCUAUGAGGAUAUAAUCAAUGAGGUUAUAUCCAGGCUUGAGCAUGCCGAGGACGAGGCCAGCAUUAGUAAGUCUGCUAUCCAUGAACUCCGAAACGAGUGGAGGGAAAGGCUUAUUGAGUACACACAAGGGGAAUGGGACGAGGACAGGAUUGUUCAGAGAGGCGGAGAACAGGGAUAUCGGCACGUAAGGCCUUCAGAAGGGUCUGGAAGUGUUUUUGGGGGGAAUCCCACGAUGGAGAAGGAGCCUGGGAUGUUUGAGGACUACGAGAGCUUGAGCGGAUCGAGUGGAGACUCGGAGAUAAUAGGAAAGAAGGUUACCGCUGGGAACUGUAUGGUCUGUCUGUAUGUGAAGGUCAACAUGUCAAAGGGGAAGUGGAAGUGUACAUUUAAGCAGGGUUUUAUCAGCAUAGGGAAGAUAGACUUUGUGUUUAACUCCGCCCAGGGGGAGCUUGAGUGGUGA